UAGCUGAAAUAUUGUCUCAGUUAUUGCGGUGAAUUCUUAAAUAACGGUUCGUUUUUAUCUUUUGAGUAAAACUUUUGUGCGCCCCCUAGGGUCUCUAUAUGUGUCAAAACUUGUCGAAAAAAAAACGAAAUUCAAAAGACGACCUUCAAAAAUCCAAAAAUUCUAACUCAAAAACAAGAACAACAAGAAGCAAAGAAUUAAAAGCAUAACAAGUAGCAAACUAAAUGAAAUGGAAAUUUAAAAAUCUAAUCAAAUAUUUUAUAAAUAUUACCCCAAAGUGAAAGAAAACAUCCAAAAUAUUGCAUAAUUUUAUUUUCGAGGUGAAAACAAAAACACGCUCACCUACAGUAAAACAAAAUUCAAAAAGCAACCGAAAUAUUUAAAUUAAUAAAAAUAUUUUAAUAUUUUCAACAAUCGUGAGAAAAAUUCUCAAAUAUAAUAAAUUACACGGCAGAAAACGUGAAUGAAUAUUGGUCAUUGCCAUUAGUGAGGAGAUAGCGGCAGAGGCGGGCCCAUCACCUUUAGUGAAUGAAGGAAUAGUGAAAAUCGUGCAUCAUUCAGUUAGUCCGGUUAGUCGUUCCGUGGCGUUCGUUGGCCUAACAGCCAACCUGCUGAGGUUGACAACGCGCCUAUUCCAACGUCAAUUCAUGUCGUUCAUUACACCUCCCGGAAUUUGUGAGAUUCUUCGUAGCUCUAAAUAUAAACAAGUGCGAACAUAAUUAUUUUCAAAUUUAUUGUAACAUUAUUUCUAGUGCAACAACAAGUUUUACAAAUUGUAAAUCCCCAAAGAAUAAGAAACGCGAAACCAAAAAGAAUAUCGGCAAGAAGACAAGUUGUUACGCUACAGUGGCACCUCCAAGUGCGAAGAAUGCAGCAGCCGAAGAAAACAAGCAGACAAGCAGAAGAAGAACAACAGAAAAACAUGUUUAAAAAUAAAUUAUGAAACAAAGUGCAUAACAGAAAUAUUUCAAAUAUUUGUUUACCCAUAGAAAAAUAGAAUUUGAAAAAUAACAAAAACACAAAAAAAACUAAAAAAAAUACUUUAGAAAAUUUCCCUACUAAAAAUAAACAAGAAAACAUUUGACACAACUCAAUCAUGCCUUUAUACAGUGAUUCCUCCAACUAUUUUUAUAGUGGGGGUAGUACCCCCCUAUUUUCCCCCUACUACCCAGGCUCGAGUAGUAGCCUCACAACUUCCACCUACAGUCCCUACACUUCCACCUACAACCGUACCCUACCGGGCUCUUAUGUGGUGCCCAUAACACCAUCACGCUCACCUUCUUACUCAACACAUGCACUUUCCUCAACUUCGCGUUAUCAGCCCAAAUUGAGCACCAUUACCGAAUCCUCACCUCUGAUGAGUGUAUCGCGGCACACAACUCUGAUGCCAUUGACGCGCAUCAACUCACCCAAGUACACCAGUUACUCGAGCAGCAGCACUCCAAUUCACACUCCCAAAUACACACCACCGAAGCCGAUUUUGAUUAAUACCGCCGAUAUCGAUGUGUCGGCAAAUCGUUAUCGCAAGCGCAAGGAGGAAGCCAUGAAAGCUGUUCAGCGGGAGCAUGAAUUGCAAAUGGCCAAUUUGACAAAUGCAUUGACAAAUCGCGAAUCUCAGGAUGAGGAGAAAAAGCCCCAACAAACGAAUUUGUAUGACCCUCAAGCGGACAGAGGGGAGUUGGAAGGCCCUCAAAGAAAUCGUUCUACCAUUAAACGCAAUCGGGCCGUUGUACGUUUGUCCACAAUACGUUCUCGCAGCAAAGAUCGUAAUCGUCAAAAAUUCGAAAAUCUUUACACAGACGAUGAGCCAGAUGGUAAAAAGGCAAAAGAACCAUCCACUGCAGCAACAGGUGAGCAAUUCACUGACAGCAAAUUACCAAAUCUUACAGAUGAUUUGACCCCGAAUCCCUUGGAGGAGGUGAUUCUGGAAUUGGACCCCAAAGACAAUAGUGUUAGAAGAUUAAGUAUACCCCAAUGCCCCACUUUCCAUGAUAUCUGUGAAGAUAUCUCCUCCGAUAAAAUCGAUGAUGAUCUCAAUGCAGGGGCCCUGCGUCGUCGAGCUUCCAUUAUACAAAUCCAAGAACAACAGUUACUCAAUCAAUUGCAAAAAUCCCCUUCAGGUUCAUUGCAAACCAUUCAUCUGGAGCGACGCGAUAGCCACGACAGCUCGGAUGGUUCUAUGGCGCCGCAAACGGCACUCAAAAGACACUCGAAACGUCUCUCCAAGAAAGGUAAUAAAAUACGACACAGAAUUACAGCCAUAGUUGAAGUUGAAAAUGAUCCUUCGGCAUUUUUAGUCCUGGAGAGAAAUGAGAAACAACAAAAAUCACCAAAGUUCACGGUUAAUGUUGAGAGCGUGGAGGAGCAUCACGAAAUACACAAAGUAUUCAAAUUGCCCAAAAAGAAGAGUGUUAAAAAGUCCUCGGCAGCGGCGAAAAACAAAGAACCCCAUCAAUUGCCAGAGGGAUUUAUGACACCUUUGCCAAAGCCCCAAACCUCUCCCAAAAAGAAAAUGGUGGAGAAAAAACCCACAUAUGAAACAAAGGCGGAGAUUUUUACCUUCGAUGAGGCGACUGUUGAGGCAGCCAAAGUUCAAGAAGAAGCCUUAAAGGAGGAUGUAAAUGUUAUGAAAUCCCCAACAGAGGAGGAAAUAAAAACUCCCAAAGAGAAUUUGAAAAAGUCUGUGGAAGAAGAAAUCAAAACUCCCAGUAAAAUCUCAAAAAUCGGCACAAAGAAAGAAGAAUCACCAACAAAGGGUAUUUCUAAACCAACAAAAGCAAAAUCGGAUUCACCAAAAACUCCUAAAUCUCUUGUCAUUAAUAAGGAUACCUUAGAUGAACACCACAAGGAAGUAACACCUUCGGCUGCAAAAAUAACAGAGUCUAAAGAUGAUUCAGCUGAACAAUUCAACUCCUUCACUAUAAAACUUAAAACUCCCAAGAAACCUGUAUCUAAAGAGGAAACUUUAACUGAGCCUUCAUUUUCAAGGCCUGAUGAAAAUGAACCCAAGUCUACAGCCAAGACUUUAAAACACUCGCAAUCCUUAGACAGUGGACCCAAGCCUGCAACUGGCCAGAAGACUUUGGAAAAAUCCAACUCAAUUACGGUGGAGUUAGAAACUCCAGCCACUCCAAAAACGCCUCUACAAGAAAAAUCCAAAAUUUCCGAACCUUUGAAAACUUCCCAAUCGUUGGGAAAUGUCUCUGCCAAACCAGGUAGCGCCAAAACCUUGGAAAAGUCGAACUCCAUAAAUGUGGAAUUGAAAACGUCUGCCCCAUCUACUUCCAAGACACCACAAACUCCUCUUCAGGAAACUAUACCCGAAGAGCCUUUAGUGGCCACUCCCAAACCCAUACGUAAGGUCAUGAAGAAAUCCGAUAGUGGUGAAGAUUUUUGGGCUCAAAUUGGUACACGUGAAACUCUCUACAUGGAUAAAAGAAAACACGAACUUCUGGACUCCUUGUGGCAGAAAAGGGAAGAUUUCUUGGAAUCUACCACCAGUGAUGCGGUUAAAAAUUUGGAAGAAAUCAAAACUGCAGUUUCUGAGCAAAAGGUGGAAGCCCUAAAGCAAGCCGAAGAGGCAGAACGAUCUUCCAAGUCCACAGUAGAACGUUCCAACUCCAAUGACUCUGCCUUGAAUAAGGAAGAUCUAAAGAAAAUUGAAAAUAAAUUGGAGAAAACUACAGCUGGUGUGAAAAAAGAACCCAAAGAGGCUGAAAAGAAAGACGCCUCAGCUGUAAGCAAAUUGAAAGACGAGGAGAAGAAAGAAGUCAAGAAAAUAUCCCCCAUCAAAAAGAAUGUAACAUCCCCUAAGCCCUUAGAUAGUCCAAAACCCCCGGGAACACCAAUUGCAAAGAAACGUCUUAAUUUGGGAGAGGCUAACAAAGAAUCGCCACAAAUUAACAAAAUAAUGACUGCAAACUCCAGUGGCAGUCCAAAGUCUCCGGAGACGCCAGUUGAAAAGAAGCCUAUUAAUUUGGAUUCACCCCUUAAUAACAAAUUGGCCCUUGAUAAAAACGAACCAAAAUCGCUAUCAUCAGCAGCCAAACUCGCAGAAGCUAAAAUUCCAUAUUCCCUUGACUCCAAGGAAGUAAAAAUAUCUGCCACACUCGCCACUGAGGCAAAGGCAAAGACUUCAGCUGGCGCAAUUACGACAACCACUACUACGACGCCGACAAAAAUAUACGGGCACCCAGCCAAGUCACCUGAACGGCAAGAGCCAGAAGAGUCAACGGCGAAACAGACAACACAAGCCAAAGGCAAUUACAAAAACAACAACAAACAAGAGAAGGCAUUAGACAUUAAUAAAACAUUAGCAUCACCAACAACGGCAACGGCAACGACAACGACAAAAACAAAUGACCAACAACAGUUGCCAGAAACUGAAUUAUUGGCAAAGCCACUUACUGCGACCAAAGACAAUAACAUCAACAACAACAAAAUUACUGUGAAAUCGUCAGCAGAAGCUCUCCCAACGCCGGGCAUCACCACAAAACAACCGGAAACCAAAGCUGUGACAGCGGAACUAAAAACUAACGCCGCUCUCACCACACCAACAGACUCAGAGGCAAAGCCCACGAAAAAGAAAACGCCCACCAAAACAAAAGCCCCCACACCACCCAAGACAAAGGCAAAACAAUCGCCCAAAAAUGUCAUCAACGCCGAUCAAUUUAUCGCAAAGGCACCUGCAAAGGCAUCAAAUGCAUCACCGCCGGCAAAACAAACCAAAACAACAACGGCAGCAGCCUCCGGAUCUCCCACUACCAAAAAGACCCCCGAUGCCAAAAAGAAAACUACAAACAGCGCGGCGAACGUCGCUGCAACCACUUCGCCAAAAAAGUCGUCGGCUGCGGCAGCAACCACAACCACAACUACAGGCAUCGCCUCACGCUCUGGGCACGAAGAAAUUCGCAAAGAAAUUGGCAACAAAACAACGAACGGCUCCGAAGAUGUUGUCAACAACAACGAUGUCCACCACCACCAGGCUGGCGGCACAUGCGGCGGUAAUCUAUCAAAGUUCGCCACAGUAUCGAAUUUGGCACAGUGUUUACAGGACGUUGACGCAGAUCUAGACGAUUAUAUAGCAUCGUCCGCGGAAAACAGUGAAGGCGAAACCUAUACAGACGACAGUGAUUUUGAUUAUUCCAGUAUAGACGGUUGGGAUAAAUUCACACCAAGCAUGAAAAAGAAAAUUAAGCAACGUCACCGUAAGGAAAAACAGGCCGAACAGGCCCGUUUCGAUCCGCACAAGAAAGUUAAAAUUGACACAACGCGUAAAUUGUAUGUGAAAGAAGAGGCACCGCGUUACCCACUUGUCGCCACACCGCGUCCCCUGUGGAAGCGCGAUAAAGUCGUGUAUCCCGUCGAUGAUUCCGAUGACAGUGAUGAAAGUGAGGAAAGCGGCUCCACCGAGGAGACCGAAGAGAGUGACGAAUGCAGCACCUCCGAAGAGUACGAGGAUGAAUUGAAUCCUGCGGCAGCUUCAGGUGCAGUCGGUGGUGAUCCAAAUAUAAUACGCAUGAGUACCUGCAGCAAUGAUUCUGGUUUUGAGGGUGGCACAGCACCUUCAAGUCCGAAAAAAAUGCUUGAAACUUCAUACACAUAUUCACAAUUCCAAAAGUCCGGACGUUUUACACCGCCAGCCACAAUUAUACCUAGAUUUAAGAAUUAUUCAGUCGAUGAUUUUCAUUUCCUAGCUGUGCUAGGCAAAGGAAGUUUUGGCAAAGUACUCUUAGCUGAAUUACGUGAUACCACAUAUUAUUAUGCAGUUAAAUGUUUGAAAAAAGAUGUUGUCCUCGAAGACGAUGAUGUCGAUUCAACGCUGAUAGAACGCAAAGUUUUAGCCUUGGGUACCAAGCAUCCGUAUUUGUGUCACCUGUUCUGUACAUUUCAAACAGAGAGCCAUUUGUUCUUUGUAAUGGAAUAUCUAAAUGGUGGCGAUCUAAUGUUUCACAUACAGGAAAGUGGACGCUUUACAGAGGAAAGGGCCCGCUUUUAUGGUGCUGAAAUUAUAUCAGGACUGAAGUUCUUACAUAAAAAGGGCAUUAUAUACAGAGAUCUCAAAUUGGAUAAUGUUCUGCUGGAUUAUGAAGGACAUGUGCGCAUUGCCGAUUUUGGCAUGUGUAAAUUACAAAUUUAUUUGGAUAAAACAGCUGAUAGUUUCUGUGGUACACCCGAUUAUAUGGCGCCCGAAAUUAUUAAGGGCGAGAGCUAUAAUCAAAAUGUUGAUUGGUGGUCCUUUGGCGUUUUAUUGUAUGAAAUGCUUAUUGGUCAAUCACCAUUUAGUGGAUGUGAUGAAGACGAACUAUUUUGGUCGAUAUGCAAUGAAAUUCCAUGGUUCCCAGUCUACAUAACAGAAGAGGCAACAAGCAUACUUAAAGGGCUUCUCGAAAAAGAUCAUGAUAAACGUAUUGGCAAUCAAUACAGUCCAGCUGGAGAUGUGGUGGAACAUGUGUUCUUUAGACCUAUCGACUGGAAUCUUUUGGAAAAACGUCUAAUAGAGCCGCCAUGUAGGCCUCAAGUUAAACAUCCUCUGGAUACACAAUACUUUGAUCGUGUAUUUACAAGAGAACGUGUACGUCUGACACCCAUCGAUAAGGAUAUACUACAAUCCAUGGAUCAGAAACAGUUCCUAGGUUUUACAUAUACAAAUCCUCACAUAACGUUGGACUAAGAACGCCUACCCGGAAUCCCCAGGCUCCAUAAAUGAUUUUAUUAAAAUCGAACUUAAAUCUAUUUUUGUUUUGUGAUAGAAAAUCAAUUUUAAUAUUGUUUAUCGCACAAUUGGAUACCAUAUAUUUUUGGCUUCAACCAAAGGACAUCUUCAAAUUCAGUUAGAAGAGAACUUUUGUUGAUUUGUGAUUUGUUUAGAAAGGAUUAAAAAAAAUUAAGUCCUCUACCUCUUCCCAUAAAAAUACUAUUUUUGUACUGAAACCCUAAAGCGUUUCAAAUAAAUUUUUCUUUUGUUUUAUUCUGUUUAGAGUUUCUUAUGUCUAAGAAACUGGGACAUUGCGAAAUUUCCUGCCCCACUCAACAAAUUUUUACUAAGUUUCUUCUUUUUUUUAACUAUUUUGGUGUGGAAUAUUUCCUGAACGUUUUCCCUCACUUGUUAAACACUCGUUAUGAAUAUUUACAUAUUUGUAUAAAAACCAGUAUUUUAUAACAAAUUGUUUGUUUAGAAUUUUAAAUAAGCGCAUAAAUAUUGACUUUAUGAACUUUAUUGCAAAAAAAAAAGAAAAAACAUCCACAAAUUAUUCUUUAUUUUAAUUUUUCUGUAUCUCUCUCUCCUUUUAUGCUCCAUAUUAUUUAUAUAGGAUAUAGUUUUAUAGUAAGUAAAACAUUAUAAUUUAUUUUAUUUUUAAGGAAACAAGAAGAAUGUAAUUUAAAUUCCUAAUCCGCUUACAUUUAAGCUUACGAUCAGUUUUCAUAUUGGCAUAAUGCAUAAUGUUUUCCAUUAAAAUGCUUGAAUUAGCAGUUUUUGUGAAAAAAAAAUCUGUCGAAUUUUGAAAAAGUGUAUUCGAAAUUAAACCAUUGUGAAAAAAUAACAAAAUUUUUCCAAAA
Stomoxys calcitrans (stable fly) is the source of this 7560-nucleotide messenger RNA. It is a transcript of the gene Pkcdelta, whose product is annotated as putative protein kinase C delta type homolog. The coding region runs from base 1097 to 6673 and encodes 1858 amino acids. Lineage: Eukaryota; Metazoa; Arthropoda; Insecta; Diptera; Muscidae. The transcript has 9 exons. Gene Ontology annotation, molecular function: protein serine/threonine kinase activity; ATP binding. The record is from RefSeq and is a predicted model, not a curated record. Gene Ontology annotation, biological process: peptidyl-serine phosphorylation; intracellular signal transduction.